AUGAAUAAUUUAAAUAGCGAUGAUAUCAAUAUACUUGAUUUGCCUGAUGAAAUUUUAUUCAUGAUUUUUAAGAAACUCAAUUCAACUGAUGUACUCCAUUCAUUGGUUGAUAUUAAUAAACAAUUUCGUCGAUUGGCACUUGAUUCUCUUUAUGUUCGUGAUCUUGAUAUGACUGAUUUCGUGACUAUUAAUUCAUUGUAUGAUCAAACUUCUUCAAUAGAUACUAAAAUUCUAUCAAAAAUUUAUGAAAAAAUUCUACCUCGCAUCCAUCAUCAAGUACAUAAACUGACUAUUGAACAAUAUUCAAUGAAAAAUAUUCUGCUUGCUGCUAUUUACCCUAAACUUUAUUAUUUAUCACUUAUUAAUUUUCAAGAAGAAAUACUAUAUCAAUAUUUAACAAAUGAUUUAAUUCUUCGCGAUCUUAUGAAACAAAUAACACAUCUUAAUAUUGAUACUAAAAAUAAAACAGAAUAUUGCUCUGUAACUGUUUCGAAGAUUUUUGAAAUAAUCUUAUCUUUAUGUAAAAAUUUAACUUCUUUAAAUUUUUGUGAUAUGUUUCCUAUAAGAACGAAUCAGACGUCUAUGUUUUAUCUAUCAUCAAAACGUCAUAUGUCUUCAACUUUAAUAAAGUUGAAAAUUAAUGUUGCCAGUUUGGUUGAUUGUCUUUAUCUUCUUGAUGGUCGUCUCGAUUCUUUAACAAUCUUAAUUAUUAAUGUGCGUCAGAUUUUUGAUCCAGUAAUAGAUAUCGGUUCAAGGAAAAAGCUUCCCAAAUUGAAAUAUUUUUCAUUUACCGCUUCUACUUUCACAUGUUAUUAUGAUAUUCUAAUUGUUCCAUUACUUUGUCGAAUGAUAAAUCUUGAAGAAUUGAAAUUAUAUCUAUCAUUACAAAGAUUUAACUCGACUUAUAUUGAUGGUAUUCAAUUAUAUGAUCAAUUUCUUGGUUGCAUGACACAAUUAAAGAGAUUUAUAUUUUGGAUUAAUACAAAAGUCUUCAACGAGACAGCUAAUGUUGAACUUCAAUCAAAUAAAGAUAUUCAACACAGUUUCAUUGGAAGAGGAUACGAACAAGUUGCUUCAUAUGUUCAUACUAAUUCAACGAACACUAGAGGCCAAUGCAUUAUUUAUUCACUGCCAUAUGAUUUCGAAAAUUUUGUUGACCUCGACAAUUCUUUUCAAGGUGGAGUCUUCUAUAAAGUUCGACAAUUGACAAUGAGCGAUAGAAUUUCUUUUGAACAUCAACUUUUUCAACGAAUUUCUGCAGAUUUUCCUUUUCUCCAAAUUUUGUAUAUAUCUAACAGUCAUCCACAAAACAACAAAUCAUAUUCAUCAUUAUUAAUCACUUUUCCUUAUCUCAAAUUUCUUGACCUUCAAUAUGCACAUGUUAACUAUGCUGAACUGUUUCUCUUGAAAAACAAUGUUCACCUACCUCGUUUGUUAAAUCUUCGUGUCGAAUAUGAAUCACUCGCAAACUUAACGAAUAAUUUCACCAAUGAUGCAACAUAUUUCAAUUUCCAUACAUUGAAAAGUCUUGAUGUAUGUCAAUCAUUUGUUCGUCCAGAAAAUUUUCAUCAUUAUUUUCCUUUAUUAUAA
This is a messenger RNA of Rotaria socialis, 1590 nucleotides long. NCBI's taxonomy places the organism in Eukaryota, Metazoa, Rotifera, Eurotatoria, Philodinida, Philodinidae. The record is from the annotation of a GenBank genome assembly.